Molecule: messenger RNA, 1182 nt
Organism: Aureobasidium vineae
Lineage: Eukaryota; Fungi; Ascomycota; Dothideomycetes; Dothideales; Saccotheciaceae
Source: the annotation of a GenBank genome assembly
AUGCUGAGAGCUAUCAUUAACUGGUUCACCAUGGCAAUCCCAGAAAACAACUCGCUGAAGGCAGCUGACUUCGCUUCCGACGCGGCACAUGAACAAUCACAGUCCGCUCUCUUCUCCGUCCUGCCUGGUGAGAUUCGAAUGACAAUCUGGAACUAUGCUCUCGCCGAUUAUCAAGACGAGACCCAGCUGUACGACGAUGCGACAUGUUACAAGCGACCAGACUAUUUUGCGCCCAGAAAGACUGACACAGUAUUACUGCGAACAUGCAAGCGCAUCUAUCAGGAAGCUUGGUUCCUACCAUGGACUAAUGCCGAACAAACCUUCUACCUCACCUCAACAGAUCGAAGGCCACCACGCACAACCACUCCGAGAGAAAUGCAGCAAAUCCUACUGGCCAUCUCCAAAACACAGACCAUGCCUAUCAUACAGCAUGUGCGUGUCUUUCCUCAGCUGUAUGCUCUAGAGAACGGACAAAGACUUCAGGACAUUCUCAAUCUCCGCUUCUUCUAUCCUAAAGUCAUAACCAUCACCAUCAGGCAUACCGACUGGUGGUUCUGGGAGAGUGACAACAAUCUCCACUUCGACGCUACUUGGGUCGACUUCUGCAGAUUCCCAAACAGCCUGACAGAACUCCGCGUGGCUUUUGAGAGCCUCGAGCGUAAGAAAGAUCAGAUUGACGACGUCGUAAACCAAGCCAUGGAGGGCUGGGUCUUCCGCCGCAAGGAUGAUACUGAGCUAUCAGCCCGUGACUGCGAGCCUGGAAUCAUGAGGUGGAGUGGAAGUUCGACUUGGGGACAUCACCGUUGGAUACGCGACGAAACCGGUCCAAACAAACUGGACUACUACGUAUCCACUGUCAUCUGGAGACCUGUAAGCUCGACCAGCAACAGAGGAGAAGCCUCUAGUGCUCAUGUGGCGGGAAGCAGAAGAUUUCCCAAUCUGGACGCUAUCGGAUACUCCCAACUCGACGACCCGAUAUCAAGUGUGCCUAUCAGCUUCAUACGAAACGCUGACAUGCCUCUCGAUGCUCCUACCGAAGAUGUUCGCCGCCUCCUAGAACCGCCCGACGAGGAGAGACAAGACGAUAGUGAUGAUUUCGAGGACUUCGAAGAUGAGUCUGAGCAAGAUGACACCGAUGCUGAAGAUGACGAGUUCAUGCACGUCGAGUCUGGAGAAGACUGA